Exophiala viscosa is the source of this 1091-nucleotide messenger RNA. RefSeq lists its product as uncharacterized. Bases 222 to 860 code for a protein of 212 amino acids. The transcript has 3 exons. Lineage: Eukaryota; Fungi; Ascomycota; Eurotiomycetes; Chaetothyriales; Herpotrichiellaceae. The record is from RefSeq and is a predicted model, not a curated record.
AGGCUGUAGUAGAUAAGACCCUAGGUUGCCUAGGACGCCCCCUAGCCCCUAUCGCUCCGCCACAACCGGCAUUCACCCGCGACCUCUAAGCCUCGCUACAACCCCAGCAGGUCCCCGUCAUGGAACAAGUAAAAUUCUGCCUGCCUUUUCGUUCAAUCGGCACAUGGGACACGAGAUCUCUGUCCACGAACACUGCGAAAUAGUGUCGGAAACCAGAUGGAAUGGCCGAUCUCGAGGCCCAGACCGAGGCGGAAGCGCCAGGCUCCCAGACAACAAAACGUCUGAUACCGCGCCGAGAACUCAUACAACUCAUUCAGAUGCUGGCUGAUUCUGUCAAAGUGGUACAGUCAAUUGUUGAAGUCGAAGAUCAAGCAAUAUCGAACGAAAACGACAAGCAAAAUGUCCCUCAAGAGAUGCAAACAACGUUGAAGUCGGUCGAUCAGAUUGCCGUGGAAGGUUGUACCGCUGAUGAAGAGAAGGAAAAUGUAUCCAGAGUGAUCAUCGCCACGCCAGAAGAGAUUGCCAGUCGAAAGACCCAAAAUCUCCGGGAAUUUGAGAGGCUUUGUACGGCAACCACUCGCAAUGAGGACACGAUGCUGGAUCCUUGGAGAGCCUUUCAGCACCUUGACUGGGAGCUCACUUCCAGGGGAUAUCGCGUUGCGAAAUCGCGAACGGAUGCAAAUCCCAGCGAACAAGACGUCCCUGCCAUCAUCCGUCACUACAUGGAGAACUCUGAACUGCGACUCGAAGUGCAAAAGGAGUUAUACUAUGGUCUGUCUCGAUGGUGGUGGUCUUACAGUAGCUAUAUUCCCUCGACGUUGGAGAUUCGUCACCAUGGCAUUCUUGACCUGGCUCCAUGAGUUGCCCUCGUUGGCAUGCGCCUCCCGGAGGUUCAGACAGGAGCAGCAGUUGACAUGACUGGCUCCAAAGAUGUGACCCUUUUACGCAUUUUGACGAUACUCCUAGACCUGCAGCCCUCUGAGGGUGCGUCUGACAGCUAUGGCCCAUGGAGAGAAGGAGAAUACUGGGGAGAUAAGGUAACCGUCGGUCAAGCGCUAGAUCAAUGUUAUCGGUUCAAGGUCCUCGAGGAA